Thermochaetoides thermophila DSM 1495 is the source of this 2586-nucleotide messenger RNA. RefSeq lists its product as uncharacterized. The transcript is spliced from 2 exons. Bases 1 to 2586 code for a protein of 861 amino acids. The record is from RefSeq and is a predicted model, not a curated record. NCBI's taxonomy places the organism in Eukaryota, Fungi, Ascomycota, Sordariomycetes, Sordariales, Chaetomiaceae.
AUGGGCAUCCUCAGCUUCCUCAAAAAGUCAGCUCGCAAGACCUCGCCUGGUUGUGAUGCCCCUGUCCUCCCUACCUACAUCGCCGACGACGAGAUCCUCUCUCGCCGCCGCUCUCCAGAGGACAUUGUCUACGGUGAUGGAGACGACAACGAUGAGGAACCUGCCCCAGCCCCUGGCGUCCCGCGGUACAAAAAUGACAUCACUUCUGCCACUACCAGCAGGCCGUCCACGGCUCUGGGCACCAACCGAUCCCCCUCUCGUCUAACCGGCCAAGUACCGCCGGCAGCAACCAACGAAUGCAAAAAGAAACCACCCCUAUCCCUAGGCAUCGUUCGUCUCAGCCGCACAACUUCCCAUCGUUCUCGUCCUGGCUCAAGCCGUUCCCAGCAGGAGGGGACCACCACACCCACGCUCUUCAGCUCAGCUCCCGCGAGCGCCACUAAUACUAGCUUUGUCACGACCACCAGCAACAGCUACAGGCCCUUCUAUGAAGCUCCUGCAGCCGCCCCGCCAAGGAAUGCCCUUGCCGGUCGAUACAAAGAUAUCCUCGAUGCGCAGGGCGAAAUCCGGCCUUUGGAUUUCAAGGAAAGGUUACGUGCGUCGGGGGCACGGGAUUACGGUGAGGAUGUGGCGGAUCGGAAUUUGGCAUUGGCGCAGAGCGGGUUUGGCGUUUCCGGAAUGGGGACGGUACAGCAACAGCAGCAGCAGCAGCACCAACAAAAUGUUGGGUGGAGGAAGAGCUCCAUGAUUGGCAUGCCUCCCACAAUGUCGACGGCAACUGGGGUCAGGACGCUGCGCUCGCAGUCUGUGAGUAGCGCCAGUGUGGGUGGUAGGCCGUCGACGGCAACGGCUGUGUCGAUGCCCCCUUCAGCGAGUAGGACGUCGGCGUUGUUUGAGAGGAGGAGGUCGGCUAUCACGUUGAUGAAUAACGCGCCGUCGGGUCUUGGAAAUGGGAACCGAAAGCCCUGGCAUAAGCGGAGUGCAUCGUCGCUCGCCGGCGGUAAUGGCGUCUCUUCGACACGGGCAACGCACAGGUCGAGUUCCUCCAUGGCUGGGGGACGUACUACAGGCCUGUCGGCGCCGACUGUGAGGAGGAAUACCCUUCAGCAUCAGCCCUACUGGGCUCAGCCUGGUUAUGGUGAGGGUGAUCCUCAUCUGCGGCCAGCAACCUCCCAUGCAGCAGGCCACACCCGUAUCUGGGACCGUGACGCCUUCCAACCUCGCAGGAAGAGCGCAGAUAACGCUGUCGAGGACGAUGAUGCCAAUCUGCCCUCCCCUAUCCGGAGCCGCUUGCCCAGAAUGAGAGGCUGGUCGACCUCCUCUGCGGCAUUGACUACUUCUUCGGACGCAGCCACAACUGUCACCUCCUCUGCUGAAUCAACCAACUCUAGCCUUUCCAUCCACCACAACGGCCCAUACCCGUCCUCUCUGCGCCCCGGCUCCCGCCAAACAACCUCCACAGCCGCCACCUCCGCUGUCGACUUAACCGCAAGCGCGGUAAGCCUUCUUCUCAAGCCUCUCGACGCCUGCACUCCCCGUAAACCCUCCCCCAAGCUUCCCCAGAACAAGGACGACGAUUUCAACAUCGAUGAAGCCGUUUCGUCAGACGCAGAAUCUUUCACCACCGUUUCUUCGUCUUCCGACGGAGGCUCAGAUCACAGCAGUGUCUUGUCGCUAGAAUACACACUGACUGCUGCGACGGGCACCACACAACGCUGCAGCAGCACAGAUAGUAGACCCCGUGAGCGGCAGAAACGUUGGCGCCGUCGCGAGUCCCGGCGUCGGCCUACUGCUGAAGGCGAGGAAGAUCUACUCUUUAAAGAGGGCUACGGACCCGGGGGAAUGCAGCUCCCUGGCCUGGAGGAUUUGGUUCGGAAGAGCCCCGCUCCAAAUGGUUUAGGACCGGUAUUAAUGCAGAAUGGUGGCGCAAGGGGGUCCUUGUGUUUACCGGGACGGGAGGAAUUUGGGUUUCCUGAAGUUCGUGAGGUUGAGGUUUCCGAAGAGAACGGUAUGCAGGAUGGUAUUGAGAGUGACAGUGACGAUCAGGAGGAUAUCAUGGCGAACGAUGAACUGCUUGGCAGGUACUUCCGGCAGGCGGCGAUGGUGUUGAAGGCGAAGAAGGGGAGGUAUGUGCUGGAUACGGCUGCUGAUUCGGAGGUUGAAGAGGAAAAUCAAGUGCGGGAUGGGGAUGAUGGGUAUGCCGAGGAAGAAGAGGAGGAAGAUGCUCGGCUGGCGAGACUACGGCAGCGGGCCUUGGAGAGAGUGAGCCGGUUGGCUGUGGAGAGGAGGUUGAGUGCCAUUUGUGUACCGGAUGAGGUUGAUGGUGUGGAUGUCAAGGGCAAGGGCAAGGGCAAGGAGCUGCCGCUGCGUGAGGAUCGGGCUGAGGCCCAACCUAAGAUUGAGGUUGAUUCGAAGGAACAGGCCAUCGACAGAAAGCCUGUUGCUAAGGCUGAGUCGGAUGUCCUUACGCUUGUUCGGAUGAGGAAGGAUGCAAAGCGUGCCCGCCGUAUGGCUGGGGAGACGUCUGUCCCUGCGGCGAGACUUCAACGGUUGCGUGGGCAGGCUGUUGUUGGUGUUUCGUGCUGA